UGUAUUCAUCAUUCAUGGCAUUGGGAGUUCCCUCAAAUUGGGCUGCGACACUCACGCCUUUGUCUGCCCUCGCUUCUUCUCUUCUUCGGAGCCUCCAACGAAAGAAAGAACAAUUUCCCGAGAAAGGAAUCUAAUUCACGAAGCGAGAAUUACCCUCUUUACGAAUUCGUUUGAUUUGUUUACGCGAAUCUCUCCUCCUUUCCCAAUCCUUCUGGUUCAUGGGUAAUGCAAUUUCUUCCACUUGCAUUACUGUUCUCUCAAAUUCCGGCUGAAAGAUCUCCGAUUGCUGAAUCGGAACAUUGAAUAUUUCCCUCGCCCUUGCUGUUGUUUGGUGACUGGUUCAAUGGCGAAUGCAUCUGGGUUCUUCACGCAUCCUUCGUUUCCGAGCCUGCGAAGCAGAACCCAUGUCCCGAAUGGCGUUUCUGGAUCUGGGUUUUGCAUUUUCAAGGGAAUCAACAGGAGGGUCUUGUGCUCCGUCGAUGGCGCCGAGAAACAUGCUUCCCCUUCUCCGUCUGAACCUCGUUUCCCGAGGCUCGUGGCCAAAGGCUGCAAGUUGAUUGGAUGUGGUUCAGCAGUGCCGAGUCUUCUGCUGUCUAACGAUGAUCUCGCAAAAAUUGUUGAUACAUCUGAUGAAUGGAUAGCAACUCGCACGGGCAUUCGCAACCGCCGGGUUCUUUCAGGCAAAGAUAGCUUGACCGGCCUAGCAAUACAAGCAGCGACAAAGGCCCUUGAAAUGGCAGAGGUUGGACCCGAAGAUCUUGACUUAGUCUUGAUGUGCACAUCCACUCCUGAUGAUAUUUUUGGUACUGCUCCACAGAUUCAAAAGGCGCUUGGUUGCACAAACAAUCCCCUGGCAUAUGACAUCACUGCUGCUUGUAGUGGUUUUGUUCUGGGCCUAGUCUCUGCUGCUUGUCAUAUAAGAGGGGGUGGCUUUAAGAAUGUUUUAGUGAUUGGAGCUGAUUCUCUUUCUCGGUUUGUUGAUUGGACGGAUAGAGGGACCUGCAUACUCUUCGGGGACGCCGCUGGUGCUGUAGUUGUUCAGGCUUGUGACAUGGAGGAUGAUGGUUUGUUCAGUUUUGACUUGCACAGCGAUGGAGAUGGCCGUAGACAUUUGAACGCUUCCAUACAAGAAACCCAAGUCGACGAUGCCUUGGGUACAAAUGGAUCAGUAUUGGGAGACUUUCCUCCGAAACACCCUUCAUAUUCUUGCAUCCAGAUGAACGGGAAAGAAGUUUUUCGCUUUGCUGUCAGAUGUGUCCCUCAAUCCAUCGAGUCAGCCAUUCAAAAAGCUGGUCUCUCUGCUUCUUCCAUAGAUUGGCUUCUGCUCCAUCAGGCAAAUCAGAGGAUAAUCGAUGCGGUGGCCACACGGCUGAAGUUCCCACCGGAAAGAGUGAUAUCGAACUUGGCCAACUACGGGAACACGAGUGCUGCUUCGAUACCUCUGGCCCUCGACGAGGCGGUGAGAAGUGGAAAGGUGAAGCCUGGCCACACCAUCGCCACUUCGGGUUUUGGAGCUGGCUUAACCUGGGGCUCAGCCAUUGUCCGGUGGAGGUGAAUUAUUCCAGAGAUUAGGUUACUUGAGAGCCAAGUUUCUUCCCCGAGCGGAAUAAUGGCAGAGACCGGUUUAGUUCGGUUAGUGCUGACCGGUUCAAUCGGUUUGUGUUGAAGAGGGGGGGGGGGGG
This is a messenger RNA of Tarenaya hassleriana, 1682 nucleotides long. RefSeq names its product 3-oxoacyl-[acyl-carrier-protein] synthase III, chloroplastic. NCBI's taxonomy places the organism in Eukaryota, Viridiplantae, Streptophyta, Magnoliopsida, Brassicales, Cleomaceae. Gene Ontology annotation, cellular component: chloroplast. The coding region runs from base 344 to 1555 and encodes 403 amino acids. The record is from RefSeq and is a predicted model, not a curated record. Gene Ontology annotation, molecular function: 3-oxoacyl-[acyl-carrier-protein] synthase activity. Gene Ontology annotation, biological process: fatty acid biosynthetic process. The transcript has 9 exons.